Microthlaspi erraticum is the source of this 918-nucleotide messenger RNA. NCBI's taxonomy places the organism in Eukaryota, Viridiplantae, Streptophyta, Magnoliopsida, Brassicales, Brassicaceae. The record is from the annotation of a GenBank genome assembly.
AUGGCGGAUCUCAAACCCAGGAUCGAGAUUUCGUUCCUUGAAACCUUCAUUUGUAGCGCUUUCGCAGCUUGUUUCGCAGAGUUAUGUACUAUACCAUUGGACACAGCUAAAGUAAGGCUUCAGCUUCAAAGAAAGAUCCCAACUGGAGACGGUGAGAAUUUGCCAAAGUACAGAGGCUCAUUGGGUACGCUCUCUACCAUAGCGAGAGAAGAAGGUAUUUCUGGGCUUUGGAAAGGUGUAAUUGCAGGACUGCAUCGUCAAUGCAUCUAUGGUGGCUUAAGGAUUGGGUUAUAUGAGCCUGUCAAGACAUUUUUGGUUGGAAGUGACUUUAUUGGGGAUAUUCCACUAUAUCAAAAGAUUCUUGCAGCUUUAUUAACCGGAGCUAUAGCUAUUAUAGUAGCUAAUCCAACCGAUCUUGUUAAAGUUCGGCUUCAGUCAGAAGGAAAACUACCAGCUGGUGUUCCUAGGCGUUAUGCAGGAGCUGUAGACGCUUAUUUCACCAUAGUGAAGUUGGAAGGAGUUAGUGCGCUGUGGACAGGGCUUGGCCCUAAUAUUGCAAGGAACGCUAUUGUAAACGCUGCAGAGCUAGCUAGUUAUGAUCAGAUAAAGGAGACAAUUAUGAAAAUUCCAGGCUUCAGAGACAGUAUUUUGACUCAUCUACUAGCUGGUUUAGCUGCAGGAUUCUUUGCUGUCUGUAUUGGAUCUCCGAUUGAUGUGGUGAAAUCUAGAAUGAUGGGAGACUCUACUUACCGUAACACGAUCGAUUGCUUCGUUAAAACCAUGAAGACUGAGGGAAUUAUGGCCUUCUACAAAGGGUUUCUCCCGAAUUUCACACGACUAGGAACUUGGAACGUGGUUAUGUUCCUCACACUAGAACAAGUGAAAAAAGUGUUUCUAAGAGAAGUAUUGUACGAUUAA